This is a messenger RNA of Oncorhynchus keta (chum salmon), 2054 nucleotides long. RefSeq names its product potassium channel subfamily T member 1-like. Gene Ontology annotation, molecular function: intracellular sodium-activated potassium channel activity. The record is from RefSeq and is a predicted model, not a curated record. Lineage: Eukaryota; Metazoa; Chordata; Actinopteri; Salmoniformes; Salmonidae. The transcript is spliced from 19 exons. Bases 246 to 2054 code for a protein of 602 amino acids.
UCCCUUAACUUUGGUAUUCACCUGUUACCCAUCUUCCUCUUCACUGGUCAUUCUCCAUCCAUCCCUCCCUCUCUCCAUCCCUCCCUCUCUCCAUCACUCCCUCUCUCAGGGUGCAGGUAGAAUUCUAUGUGAAUGAAAACACUUUCAAGGAGCGCCUCAAGCUGUUCUUCAUCAAAAACCAAAGAUCCAGUCUGAGGGUGAGGCUGUUCAACUUCUCUCUGAAAGUAUUGAGCUGUCUCCUCUACAUGGUCAGAGUCCUACUGGACGACCCACAGGAGGAGAGACAAGACUGUCUGGACUGUUCCAAACAGAAUGCAUCGGUCCACCCCAGCAGGACCCAGUUUGACUGGUCUCUUAUCAUCUGGGUGAAUAGGCCUCUGCCUCUGUGGGCUCUACAGGUGCUUGUAGCUUUCAUCAGCUUUUUCGAGACCAUGUUGCUUGUGUACCUCAGCUACAAGGGCAACAUUUGGGAGCAAGUGUUGCGUGUUCCCUUCAUCCUGGAGAUGAUCAGUGCUGUUCCCUUUGUGAUCACUGUGAUUUUGCCCUCCCUCAGAAAUCUGUUCAUCCCUGUGUUUCUCAACUGCUGGCUGGCCAAACAUGCCUUGGAGAACAUGAUAAAUGAUCUGCACCGGGCCAUCCAGCGUACUCACUCAGCUAUGUUCAACCAGGUCCUCAUCCUCAUCUGCACCCUGGUCUGCCUCAUGUUCACCUGUAUAUGUGGGAUCCAGCACCUAGAGCGAGCAGGAAACAACCUGACUCUGUUUGACUCGCUCUACUUCUGCGUGGUCACCUUCUCUACUGUGGGCUUCGGUGAUGUCACGCCCCAGAUAUGGCCUUCUCAGCUGCUAGUGGUCAUCAUGAUCUGUGUGGCGCUCAUCGUGCUUCCCAUACAGUUUGAGCAGCUGGCCUUCCUGUGGAUGGAGCGCCAGAAGUCUGGGGGGAACUACAGCCGAUACCGGGCCCAGACGGAGAAGCACGUGGUGCUGUGUGUCAGCUGCCUCAAGAUAGACCUCCUCAUGGACUUCCUCAAUGAGUUCUUCGCUCACCCCAGACUGCAGGACUACUACGUGGUGAUCCUGUGCCCAGCAGAGAUGGAUGUACAGGUACGGAGGGUCCUCCACGUGCCCCUGUGGGCACAGAGGGUCAUCUACCUGCAGGGCUCCGCCCUCAAGGAUCAAGACCUCAUGAGGGCCAAGAUGGACGAUGCUGAGGCCUGUUUUAUCCUCAGUAACCGAUUCGAGGUGGACCGCUUCGCUGCUGAUCACCAGACCAUUCUAAGAGCCUGGGCGGUGAAAGACUUUGCCCCAAACUGCCCCCUGUAUGUCCAGAUCCUCAAACCUGAGAACAAGUUCCACGUCAAGUUUGCAGGGAUGGUUGUGGAUUUCCAGAGCCUCAGCACAACCCUGGAGAAGGCCCUGUUGCAGCUUGGGAAAGCUUGGAAAAACAAGGUGACCUGUUGUGAUCAGGGCCAGUUCCAGAGCCUCAGCACAACCCUGGAGAAGGCCCUGUUGCAGCUUGGGAAAGCUUGGAAAAACAAGGUGACCUGCUGUGAUCAGGGCCAGUUCCAGAGCCUCAGCACAACCCUGGAGAAGGCCCUCCUGGACAGUCUGCUGCGUUGUGGGGUGACGUUUGCUGACACCAUGGUGGUGGUUGACAAGGAGAGCUCCAUGAUCGCUGAGGAGGACUACAUGGCCGACGCCAAGACCAUAGUCAACGUCCAGACCCUCUUUAGACUGUUCCCAGCCCUCAGCAUCAUCACUGAGCUCACCCACCCAGCCAACAUGCGCUUCAUGCAGUUCAAAGUCAAAGACCACUACUCCCUGGCUCUCUCCAAGCUGGAGAAGAAAGAGAGAGAGAGGGGCUCCAACCUGGUCUUCAUGUUUCGUCUACCCUUCGCUGCUGGGAAGGUGUUCAGUGUCAGCAUGCUGGAUACUCUACUGUAUCAGUCCUUUGUGAAGGACUACAUGAUUUCCAUCACCAGAUUGUUGCUGGGACUAGACUCCAUGCCUGGCUCAGGCUUUCUCUGUGCUAUCAGUGAAGUGAAGAUUUCCUAA